UUAGAUAUUUUUAUCUGCAUUUCUGAUGAAUAGUUUAUGUAUGUAAAUAUUUUUGGAUUUUAUUAUAUAUCUUAUUUGUAUGUUCAGUGAUCUUUUCUUUAUUAGAAAUAGUCAAGAUGUGAUCAAGUCAACUGAUUUUGCUUCCUCCAUGCUUCAUGUGUAAGGAACUUCAUAGAAUAUAAUGAAGUACUUUUUCCAAAUGAUUUGAUCUUGAAGAUGCUGAACAUGUUCUAACUAUUUGUGUUUGACCUGAAUAUAAUGAUAUAUUAUAUUGUAUCCUUACCUUCAUGUGUUUAUAUUAUUAACAUAAGGUCAAAUUCAAGUCAUUAUUCUUUCUAAAACCUCUAAUUAAACAUCCUCAAAAUGGUUAGCUUGAUCUACAUAUUGUAAAUUAGUGACACACAAAAUUGACCGGAAACCAUUUAUAUAUAAGACCAACACAAAUCACUGCCCAAGAUGUAGAUUUAGUUUUAGAUCUGCUACUUGUAAGUAGUAAUAAAGUAUAUCAGUUCGCUAACAAUUUAAAUUUUUACUUCCCAAAAAGCAUGUAGCCAUAUUGAUGCAUUUUGUACAAAUAUUUUUGCAAGACCCGAGUCCUGAGAUGGCUUGUGCAGCUACUUGUUCCGUGAAGAAAUGUAGCACAUUGACAGCUUAAAACUAAUUAAAAUAAUUUAGCUUAGAAAUAUUGUAAAAAGUGGAGAAGAGUAAUACUUCUGGAUGUGAAAGUCAAAGUAUUCAGCUGGUAGCCAUACGUUAAAAGGAUAACUGUGUCUACGUUAUACCAAUUAACAUACUACCAGCCAUUAGGCACCUGUCAAGAAGGUACGAAGUUUCCUCUAGCAUGCAAUAAACAUUAAUUCCCAUAACCAAUAUACAUUUUCUCUAUAGUAUAACUAAGACCCCGUGUGUAUAUCCAAAUAAACCAUUAUCUCUCAACUUUCAUUUGGUAGCAAAACAUUUUUUCUCAAAAUUCUAAUAAAAAGUAAUCUUGAUUUCUAAGAUGGGCUUGAUGAGUGAGGCAUUAGCACAGGUUCUCAUCCCUCUGGCAGCCUUUAUUGGGAUUGCUUUUGCUAUAUUUCAAUGGUUUCUGGUCUCAAAGGUGAGGGUUUCUCCCGGAAAUGAUAACAGGAUAGGAGACAGGUUGAUUGAAGAAGACGAUCAAGAGUUAGGCAUCAACGGUGAAGAAGCUGUUGCAAAGUGCGCUGAGAUUCAGAAUGCCAUCUCUAUCGGGGCAACAUCUUUUCUUUUGACACAGUAUAAGUACCUUGGCGUUUUCACGGCUGUAUUUGCUGGUGUCAUCUUCCUCUUUCUUGGAUCAGUUAAGAGUUUCAGCACCAAAAGUCAAGCCUGCACUUAUAAUACGGGUGAACAAUGCAAACCAGCUUUGGCAAAUGCCCUUUUUACUACAAUAGCUUUUCUACUUGGAGCUCUCACAUCAGUCCUAUCUGGUUUUCUUGGAAUGAAGAUUGCAACUUAUGCCAAUGCAAGAACUACUCUGGAAGCAAGGAAAGGUGUUGGCUAUGCAUUUGUAACAGCUUUCCGUUCUGGCGCAGUAAUGGGAUUCCUUCUUGCUGCCAAUGGCCUUCUGGUUCUCUAUAUUUCAAUUAAUGCAUUCAGGCUAUAUUAUGGAGAUGAUUGGGAGGGACUGUUUGAAUCUAUUACUGGCUAUGGUCUCGGAGGUUCUUCGAUGGCACUCUUUGGCAGGGUUGGUGGAGGAAUUUACACAAAAGCAGCUGAUGUUGGCGCUGAUCUUGUUGGAAAGAUUGAACAAAAUAUUCCAGAAGAUGAUCCUCGAAACCCAGCUGUGAUUGCAGAUAAUGUGGGUGACAAUGUUGGAGACAUUGCUGGGAUGGGAUCUGACUUGUUUGGCUCUUACGCUGAGUCCUCUUGUGCAGCACUCUUUGUUGCAUCAAUAUCAUCCUUUGGAAUCAAUCAUGACUUCUCAGCCAUGUCUUAUCCAUUAAUUAUUAGUGCAAUGGGAAUUAUAGUUUGCUUGAUUACAACACUGUUUGCUACCGACUUCUUUAAGAUCAAUAAUGUGAGUGAGAUUGAACCUUCCUUGAAGCGACAAUUACUAAUUUCAACUAUCCUGAUGACUGCUGGGAUUGCGAUAGUCACCUUUGUUGCUCUACCAUCAAAGUUUACUAUCUUUGACUUUGGGGACCAGAAAGUUGUCAAAAACUGGCACAUAUUCUUCUGUGUUUCCAUUGGCUUGUGGGCUGGUCUUGCUAUCGGAUACACUACUGAGUAUUAUACUAGUAAUGCAUACAGCCCAGUACAAGAGUUAGCGGAUUCUUGCCGGACUGGUGCUGCAACAAAUGUAAUCUUCGGCUUGGCCCUAGGAUAUAACUCUGUUAUACUUCCCAUAUUUUCCAUAGCCAUUGCUAUUUAUGUGAGCUUCAGCUUGGCAGCCAUGUAUGGAGUAGCAGUGGCUGCUUUGGGAAUGCUUAGCACCAUUUCUACUGGUUUAGCCAUUGAUGCCUAUGGCCCCAUAAGUGACAAUGCUGGUGGGAUUGCAGAAAUGUCUGGAAUGACUCGCAGCAUACGUGAGAGAACAGAUGCUCUGGAUGCUGCUGGUAACACCACUGCUGCAAUUGGAAAGGGUUUUGCAAUAGGAUCUGCUGCUCUAGUAUCCCUGGCUUUAUUUGGUGCUUUUGCAAGCAGAGCAGAGAUCAAAACUGUCGAUGUUUUGACUCCAAAAGUCUUCAUCGGGCUUAUUGUAGGGGCCAUGCUGCCUUACUGGUUUUCAGCCAUGACAAUGAAGAGUGUAGGCAGUGCAGCUCUUAAGAUGGUAGAAGAGGUGCGUAGGCAGUUUAGUAGUAUACCAGGUCUUAUGGAAGGAACAGUAAAACCAGACUAUGCAACCUGUGUCAAGAUAUCUACUGAUGCUUCACUUCGAAAAAUGAUCCUACCUGGUGCACUGGUUAUACUCUCACCACUGAUUGCUGGAACAUUUUUCGGAGUGGAAACUCUUGCCGGUUUACUUGCUGGUGCACUGGUUUCUGGUGUUCAGGUUGCAAUUUCAGCUUCAAACACAGGCGGGGCAUGGGAUAACGCAAAGAAGUAUAUUGAGGCCGGUACUUCUGAACAUGCCAAGUCACUAGGGCCGAAAGGAUCUGAUGCUCAUAAGGCUGCAGUUAUAGGUGAUACAGUUGGGGACCCACUCAAGGACACCUCGGGUCCAUCGCUUAAUAUCCUGAUCAAGCUCAUGGCUGUUGAGUCAUUGGUGUUUGCCCCGUUCUUUGCAGCUCAUGGAGGAUUGUUGUUUAAAUGGUUCUAAAACCUAACUUUAACCUUUUAAAAACCAAACUUUGUUCUGGUUGAAGUUCUGAAGUUUCAAUGUUACCGUUGUACCUGUGUCGCAUAGGAUGAUUUACAUUUCUCGGAGUUGAAAAUUAUCGACUUUCUCUGGUAUCAUUGGUUUAUAUUUAA
Daucus carota subsp. sativus is the source of this 3432-nucleotide messenger RNA. Its product is annotated as pyrophosphate-energized vacuolar membrane proton pump 1. Bases 1001 to 3280 code for a protein of 759 amino acids. Gene Ontology annotation, molecular function: diphosphate hydrolysis-driven proton transmembrane transporter activity; inorganic diphosphate phosphatase activity. NCBI's taxonomy places the organism in Eukaryota, Viridiplantae, Streptophyta, Magnoliopsida, Apiales, Apiaceae. Gene Ontology annotation, biological process: proton transmembrane transport. Gene Ontology annotation, cellular component: membrane. The record is from RefSeq and is a predicted model, not a curated record. The transcript has 8 exons.